AUGUCUUUUCAGCCCACAAAUGAUGAAAUCGACCUGGAAGAUACUGAAGAUACUGUAGAAAAUAUUGUGCUUUCAAGACUGAAUAGUAUAAAAGCAAGGGGAAGAAUGAGUUCUGUAAAAUCCACAGGAAUUGAAACUGAUACACAAACACUGACAUUUAAGCACACCACAAAAGCACAGCAGAGGACAAGAAAAAGACAGCAACCUAUAAAACUGGAACCUCUGCCAGUGCUAAAAGUCUAUCAAGAUCAUCAGCAGCCAGAAUACAUAUAUGAACAGAACCGAUCGCAAUUAAGAACUCGUGGAAUCCUUAAAGGAUCACCAAGCUCAGCAGAAAGAAAAUCUAUCAAAUCACCUACUUCAUUUGCUGAGCCUCAAGAUGAUGUGAAAAAAAAGCAGAUCCGUCGAUCCUCUGAAGAGGCAUUCGCUCCUUCUCCUCAAAAACAGCCUCGUACAGGUAUUGGAAGAAGAGGUCUUUUUGGGAGUAGGUCAUCAACUUACCCCACGUAUAUUUUCCAAGACCCAGAAGAAGUCAUUAAAGCCAACAUUCGUGAUCCUUUGCAAAUCAUCAAAAUAAUACGUGAAAAUGAAAAUCUUGGAUUUCUUUAUAUGAUUCCUGCAGUGCCAAAGUCUUCCAUUGAAUACAAUACAUAUAAUCUAAAAGUUGUAGCUUAUGAGAACAUCAAUAAAAACGACUACUAUACGAUUAGCCAAAAGGCAGUGACACACAUUUACAACGAUGAGAUUGAAUUUAUUGAAAUUGAUCGAUGGGAACAGGAAUACCUAUAUCACAGAGAACUCAUUAAGAUCCCCAUAUUUUCACUUUUCCGGAAAUGGAAGGCUUUUAGCGUAUGGAGGAAGAAUGUACGCUCCACGAAAAUCAAUGRAUGUCGAAAAUCUCUACAAAAAGAUUUGUUCAUUGUUCAUCCUUAUUUGCGACCAGCUCUUCUUAAAAUAAAUGAAUUGUGUUAUCAAUUGAGCUUUAUGGGACUUUAUUAUAUUGAAAAAUGUCACACCUACACCCUGCAGGAGUUCAAGGCUGCACAAGUCGCAAGACUACAGGAGGUGACAGAGCGCCUAGAAGAAUUUCGAAAUGAGGCAAAAGAAGUGGUCAGGAAGGCAUGUCGAUUUGCUUUGCGUGCUGCAGGGUUUGUUCCUGAUGACUGUGCAUUUGAACCUACUGAGGCUUGCUAUGCAAAAAUAAGUGGAGUAGGUUUCAGUGAUGUGCUGGUUGAGUUGCCCUCUUAUGGAGAUUCUGAAAAAAUGACAUAUACAGAACAGGCCAGCAAAAGGCAUCAUUGCAUGAGGCUAACAUGCUUUAUCUAUCUAAAUGAUUAUUUAAUUGAGAACACACUGCACAUCUUAACAGUAAAUUCUGCUAACUCUCUUCUGAAUUAUCUUACUGAUAAACUGAAAAGAACACCUUCAGCAGAUGUCAUUCAGAAAUGGAUUACUGAGGAGAAGCCUGAAGUCACUGACAAAAAGGGGGCUCCUGUAGUGGAAAAGCAGGAAGAAGAUGAGUCUCUCGUUCCCAUGUUCAUCACAGAACUGAUUUUGACAGUCCAGUCACUACUCUUUGAGCCUUCAAUGGAAGAUUUUCUGGAUGGUAUUUCGGAUUCAGUUGAUAAUUUUCAAAACACUGUGUUAUCAGUUCCUAAUCUCGUGCCUGAUUCGUAUUUUGAUGCUUUCACCAGCCCUUACAUUAACAACAAACUUGAAGAAAAAACUUGUGGACCUGGGCCAAGUUUAUCAUCUGUGUUUGAUGAUGAUAAGAAUUAUCACAUAAUUGUCUAUCAAAUAAAGGAAACUGUUCGUGCAGCAUUUGAGUCUGCCUACUUAUAUGCAGCUACUUUUGAAAAGAUCCAUUUAUUCUUUAAGGAAAAUGAGAGUCUUGAUUUGCAAGCUCUUAAACUUCAAGAACCUGAUGUUAAGUACUUUAGUGACCAACUGGAAAAAUAUCACAAACAGCACAAGGAUGCACUGGCUCUAAAACCCACCAGAAAUGUAGGAUUGCUGCUCAUAGACACCAAGCUGCUAAAAGAAAAAUUAAUUCCAUCACCUUUUCGAUGCUUGGAGGUGCUGAAUUUUAUGCUUCCUCGUUUAAGCAAGAAAAAAGUGGAUGCUAUUAUCUCUGAGGCCCAAGAUGCAGAGUAUAAACUUGAAUUUGUUCCAAGCACUACCAUAGAAUAUGUUAACAGUUUAGUAUUUCUUGAUGAAAUUCAGGAACGGAUUGAAAGCCUGGAAGAUGAAGGGAAUGUAGUGGUUCAAAUGUACAAGCUUAUUGAACAGUAUCAGAUAGCUACACCUCCUGAAGACUUCGCUGUUUUUGCAACUAUGAAGCCAUCCAUUAUUGCUGUUCGAAAUGCCAUUGAUAGAGCAGUGGGUGACAGAGAAACAAGCAUUAAGCAAUUUUCUCUGCAUUUGGGUAGAGAUCUUGAAGAUCUAAAUGAAGAAGUGAAUGAAAUAAAGCUGCAAGCACAGGAUCCACAGAUUUUGGAUAUUAACACUGAUCAAGAAAAAAUAAAGAAUAUUUUAAGUGAUCUACAAUGUGUUUUAGAUGAUCUUCAAAAACGUGCCUUUCAAUAUAAAUCCUACCAGAAGAAUUUCAAGGUAGAAGUGUCCAAGUUUGAAGCUUUGGAAGAAGUUAGCGCUGAACUGAAGCUCAAACAAUUGCUUUGGGAGUCUUACUCUGAAUGGGAUAAACUCCAACAAGAAUGGUUAAAGUUCAAAUUUGACUCCCUGGAUCCAGAAUUCCUAAACAGUCAGGUUUCUAAAUAUGCCAAAAUUGUGAGUCAAUUGGAAAAAGGCUUGCCACCCAACAAUGUAGUACCCCAGAUCAAAAGUAAAGUGGAAAAAAUGAAAGAAAAGCUUCCAGUUAUCAUUGACUUGAGGAACCCAACUUUGAAGCCUAGACAUUGGACAGCUAUUGAACAAACCGUUGAUGCCUCCCUGGUGGAUACUGAAAUUCCAUUAACCUUGGAGAGGCUCUCCGAAUUGCAUGUGUUUGAUUUUGGCCAAGAAAUCCAGGACAUAUCUGGACAGGCUUCUGGAGAAGCUUCCUUGGAAAUAAUUCUUAAAAAGGUGGAGGACUCUUGGAAAACAACUGAAUUUGUUGUUCUGCCUCAUCGUGACACUAAAGAUGUAUUUAUCCUGGGAGGCACAGAUGACAUACAGGUCCUUCUUGAUGACAGCACUAUCAACAUUGCAACCAUUGCCUCAUCACGUUAUGUAGGUCCCCUUAAGGCACGAGUGGAUGACUGGCAAAAACAACUUGCUUUGUUUAAUCAAACACUGGAAGAAUGGCUUACCUGCCAGAGAAACUGGCUCUACCUAGAAAGUAUUUUUAAUGCUCCAGAUAUUCAGAGGCAAUUGCCUGCAGAGGCCAAGAUGUUCCUUCAAGUGGAUAAAUCAUGGAAAGAAAUCAUGAGGAAAGUGAACCGGCUGCCUAAUGCUCUUCGAGCUUCUACUCAACCUGGACUUCUGGAAACUUUUCAAAACAAUAAUGCAUUACUUGACCAAAUUCAGAAGUGUCUAGAGGCCUAUUUAGAAUCCAAAAGAGUUAUCUUUCCAAGAUUUUACUUCUUGUCAAAUGAUGAACUUCUGGAAAUCUUGGCCCAGACACGAAAUCCACAGGCUGUUCAGCCUCACCUAAGGAAAUGCUUUGACUCCAUUUCAAGGCUUGAAUUUGCUCUCAUGCCUCCUGCUGAAGGAAGAAUUCCUAGUAUUGACGGAGAGCCAGAAAAGGUUUACACUAAUGAUAUCUUAGCGAUGCUGUCACCAGAGGGAGAAAGGGUUGGCUUGGGAAAAGGCCUCAAGGCUCGAGGCAACGUGGAGGAAUGGCUUGGUAAAGUGGAAGAGGCCAUGUUCACAUCUCUGCGGCGCCUGAGCAAAGCUGCCAUUGCUGACUAUCAGGGGAAACCAAGGACACAAUGGGUGGUGGCAGGCCACCCUUCUCAAGUUAUCCUGACAAUUUCUCAAAUUAUGUGGUGCCGUGAUUUGACUGAAUGUCUGGAAACAGAAGACAGCAAUCACAUAGAGGCCCUAGAAGCUUUUGAAACAGUAAAUUUUGAGAGAUUAAAUGCCCUGGCUACAGUAGUUCGAGGCAGUCUACCUAAAUUGCACAGAAAUAUCAUAACUGCAUUGAUUACUAUUGAUGUGCAUGCAAGAGAUAUAGUCACUGAGCUUGUUAACGCCAAGGUAGACAAAGUUGAAUCCUUUGACUGGCAGAGACAACUGCGCUAUUAUUGGGAUGUAGACAUAGACAAUUGUGUGGCUAGAAUGGCACUAUCUCAGUACACUUAUGGCUAUGAAUAUUUGGGAGCAUGCCCAAGAUUGGUUAUUACUCCUCUCACGGAUCGCUGCUAUCUUUGCCUCAUGGGGGCUUUGCAGCUUGACCUAGGAGGUGCACCAGCUGGUCCUGCUGGCACUGGAAAAACAGAGACCACCAAAGACCUAGCAAAAGCUCUUGCCAUCCAGUGUGUGGUCUUUAACUGUUCUGAUGGUUUGGACUACAAGAUGAUGGGGCGCUUCUUCAGUGGGUUGGCCCAGUCAGGAGCCUGGUGCUGCUUCGAUGAAUUUAAUCGAAUAGACAUAGAAGUUUUGUCAGUGAUUGCACAGCAACUCAUCACCAUUAGGAAUGCCAAAGCCGCAAAGCUCUCUAGAUUCAUGUUUGAGGGAAGAGAAAUAAAGUUGGUUAUGACUUGUGCAGCCUUCAUCACAAUGAAUCCUGGAUAUGCUGGCAGAACCGAGUUGCCAGAUAAUUUGAAGGCUCUAUUUAGACCAAUGGCAAUGAUGGUUCCAAAUUAUGCUUUGAUUGCAGAGGUAAUCCUAUAUUCUGAAGGAUUUGAAUCCAGUAAAACAUUAGCAAGAAAAAUGACCCAGAUGUAUAAGCUUUGCAGUGAACAGCUCUCUCAACAGGAUCACUAUGAUUUUGGCAUGAGAGCUGUGAAGUCUGUAUUGGUCAUGGCUGGGUCUUUAAAAAGAGAGAACCCAGACCUAAGCGAAGAUGUGGUUUUGAUAAGAGCUUUACGAGACUCCAACUUGCCAAAAUUUCUAACAGAUGAUGCUAUUCUGUUCAGUGGAAUCAUAUCUGAUCUUUUUCCUGGAGUCCAAAUUCCAGAACACGACUAUGGUAUUUUGCAGUCAACAAUUGUGGAUGUCAUGAAUGGAAAAAACCUUCAGCCUGAAAUCUGUAUGGUUGAAAAAGUGAUACAGUUCUAUGAAACUAUGCUUGUGAGGCAUGGUGUUAUGUUAGUUGGGCCAACAGGAGGUGGCAAGACCACAGUUUAUCAAAUACUAGCAGAAACUUUAGGGAAUUUACAAAAACUUGAUUUAGGCAAUCCUUUUUAUCAAGCAGUUAAAACGUAUGUUCUUAAUCCUAAAUCAAUCACCAUGGGUGAAUUAUAUGGUGAAGUUAAUAACAUAACCUUGGAAUGGAAAGAUGGUUUGAUGGCACUAAGUGUCCGAGCAGCUGUGAAUGAUACUUCAGAAGACCAUAAAUGGAUCAUCAGUGAUGGACCAGUGGAUGCUCUUUGGAUUGAAAACUUAAAUACAGUAUUGGAUGAUAACAAGAUGCUUUGCUUGGCUAACAGUGAAAGGAUUAAACUCACACCUCAGAUCCACAUGCUCUUUGAGGUGCAAGAUCUAAAGGUUGCCUCUCCUGCAACAGUCAGUCGAUGUGGAAUGGUGUUUGUGGAUCCCGAAGAACUAAAAUGGAUGCCUUAUGUUAAAACAUGGAUGAAGCGGGUUUCUAAAAAGCUGAAUGAGGAAGCCCAAGAAUAUAUAUUGAACCUUUUCCAACGUUAUGUUGAUGAAGGUUUACAUUUUAUCAACAAAAAGUGCACCCAGGCAAUCCCACAAGUGGACAUCAGCAAAGUUACUACCCUCUGUUGCUUAUUAGAGUCUUUGAUAUUGGGAAAAGAUGGAAUUAACUUGACAAUGGAACAAGUGAAAUUGAACACUGUGCUAUGCCAGACAUUUGUAUUCUGUUACUUAUGGUCUUUGGGUGGAAACUUAAAUGAAAAUCAUUGGGAUUCUUUUGAUACGUUUAUCAGAACACAAUUUGAUGAUAACCCUGAUGCCAGGCUUCCGAGUUCUGGUGAUCUUUGGAGCAUUCAUGUGGACUUUGACACUAAACGGAUGGAUCCCUGGGAACGAAUUAUACCUACUUUCAAGUACAGCCGAGAUAUUCCGUUUUUUGAAAUGCUUGUCCCCACAACAGACACAGUGCGCUUUGGGUAUCUAAUGGAAAAACUACUUGCAGUCAAACAUUCAGUUUUGUUUACUGGAAUAACUGGAGUUGGCAAGACCGUUAUUGCCAAAGGAUUGCUAACUAGAAUUCAGGAAUCUGCUGGCUAUGUCCCUGUUUAUCUAAAUUUUUCUGCCCAAACUUCAUCUGCAAGGACACAAGAGAUCAUUGAAUCAAAACUGGAAAAAAAAAGAAAAAAUAUUCUAGGGGCACCAGGAAAUAAGCAAGUUAUAAUUUUUGUUGACGACUUAAAUAUGCCUAGACUGGAUCGCUAUGGCUCUCAGCCUCCCAUUGAAUUACUUCGCCAGUAUCAAGAUUUUGGUGGAUUUUAUGACAGAAACAAACUCUUUUGGAAAGAUAUACAGGAUGUAACAAUCGUAUCAGCAUGUGCACCUCCAGGAGGUGGUCGAAAUCCUGUGACCCCUCGUUUCAUCCGACACUUCAGCAUGCUCUGCCUCCCGAUGCCCUCAGAGCACAGUCUGAAACAUAUUUUUUAUGCCAUCUUAAAUGGCUUCCUACUUGACUUUCCACAAGCUGUAAAGCAAACCGCAUCAAGCAUCGUAGAAGCUUCAGUUGAGAUUUAUAACAGAAUGAGUAUUGAUCUCCUGCCAACACCAGCAAAGUCCCACUAUGUCUUUAAUUUGAGGGAUUUAUCCAAAUGUGUGCAAGGUAUCCUCCAGUGUGACUCAGGAACAAUAAGAGAAGAAAUGCAGAUAUUUAGACUCUUUUGCCAUGAAUGUCAAAGAGUCUUCCAUGAUCGUUUGAUUAAUAAUGAAGAUAAACACUAUUUCUACGUUAUUUUAACAGAAAUGGCCAACAAACAUUUUGGCAUUGCAAUAGGCCUGGAAUAUUUUUUGGUUAAGCCCAUCAUAUUUGGAGAUUUCAUUAAGUUUGGAGCAGAUAGAGCUGAUCGGAUUUAUGAUGAUAUGCCUGAUAUGGAGAAAAUUGCAAAUGUUCUACAGGAUUAUCUUGAUGAUUAUAACCUUAUAAACCCCAAAGAAGUAAAGUUGGUGUUUUUCCAGGAUGCCAUAGAACAUGUUUCAAGGAUUGCCCGGAUGAUCCGUCAGGAAAGAGGCAAUGCCCUGCUUGUGGGAGUAGGAGGCACAGGAAAGCAGUCUCUUACAAGACUUGCAGCUCAUAUAUGUGGUUACAAAUGUUUGCAGAUUGAACUUAGCCGUGGAUAUAACUAUGAUACUUUUCAUGAUGACCUAAGGAGGUUGUACAAAUUGGCUGGUGUAGAGGACAAAAAUAUGGUUUUUCUUUUCACAGACACCCAGAUUGUAGUGGAGGAAUUCCUAGAAGAUAUAAAUAACAUCCUGAACUCGGGUGAAGUGCCUAAUCUAUUUGAAAAGGAUGAAUUGGAGCAGGUGUUAGCAGCCACCAGGCCAAAAGCAAAAGAAGUUGGAAUUUCCGAGGGGAACAGAGAUGAAGUGUUUCAGUACUUUAUCAGCAGAGUUCGUCAAAAACUGCACAUUGUUCUCUGCAUGAGCCCAGUUGGAGAGGCGUUUCGGUCCCGAUGCCGGAUGUUCCCAUCUCUUGUGAACUGCUGCACGAUUGACUGGUUUGUCCAGUGGCCCAGAGAAGCGCUUCUUUCUGUGUCAAAGACAUUUUUCUCAACUGUUGACACUGGAAAUGACGAACUGAAAGAAAAGCUUUCCCUCAUGUGUGUCAAUGUUCACUUGAGUGUCUCCCAAACAGCAGACCGCUAUUACACUGAGCUCCGCCGGCGAUACUACACGACGCCCACUUCCUACCUGGAGCUCAUCAAUCUCUACCUGACUAUGUUGACUGAGAAAAAGAAGCAGUUAAUUUCAGCAAGAGAUCGGGUGAAAAAUGGUCUCACGAAGCUACUACAAACAAAUGUACUGGUAGAUAAUAUGAAAUUAGAACUUUCAGCUCUAGAACCUGUGCUUUUGAAAAAAUCACAAGAUGUUGAAACCCUGAUGGAAAAAUUGGCAGUGGAUCAAGAAAGUGCCGAUCAGGUCCGUAACGUUGUGCGAGAAGAUGAAGCAAUAGCAAAAGUGAAAGCUCAAGAAACCCAAGCAAUAGCUGAUGAUGCUCAGAGAGACCUCGAAGAAGCAUUGCCUGCACUUGACGCUGCCAAUAGAGCACUGGAUUCCUUAGAUAAAGCAGAUAUAGCUGAAAUCAGGGUUUUUACAAAGCCCCCAGAUAUGGUCAUGACUGUAAUGGAAGCAAUCUCCAUUCUCUUGAAUGCCAAGCCUGAUUGGCCCACAGCAAAGCAACUUCUUGGCGAAUCUAACUUUCUAAGAAGGCUUUUAGAAUAUGAUAAGGAAAACAUAAAGCCUCAAAUAAUAGCAAAGCUUCAAAAGUAUAUUAAUAAUCCUGAUUUUCUUCCUGAAAAAGUAGAGAAAGUAUCCAAAGCAUGUAAAUCCAUGUGCAUGUGGGUAAGAGCGAUGGAUUUGUACUUUCGAGUAGUCAAGGAAGUGGAACCAAAGAGACAAAAACUCCGUGCUGCCCAGGCUGAACUUGAUGUUACAAUAGCUACCCUAAAAGAAAAGCAAGCAUUACUGAGACAAGUGGAGGAUCAAAUACGAGCCUUACAAGAUGAAUAUGACAAAGGUGUGAAUGAAAAAGAAAGUUUGGCAAAGAAUAUGGCCCUGACAAAAGCACGCCUGUUACGUGCUGGAAAGCUGACAGCUGCAUUAGGAGAUGAACAGGUUCGAUGGGAAGAAAGCAUAGAGAAAUUUCAGGAGGAGAUAUCGAACAUCAUUGGGAACGUGUUUAUAGCAGCGGCUUGUGUGGCUUAUUAUGGGGCUUUCACAGCCCAAUUCAGGCAAUCACUUAUAGAGUGUUGGAUCCAGGACUGCCAGUCUCUGGACAUCCCAAUUGAUCCUUCCUUCAGUCUCAUUAACAUACUUGGAGAUCCCUAUGAAAUAAGGCAAUGGAACGCUGAUGGGCUGCCAAGAGACAUGAUAUCAACAGAAAAUGGCAUUUUGGUUACUCACGGGAGACGGUGGCCUUUGAUGAUUGAUCCCCAAGAUCAGGCAAACCGUUGGAUAAGAAACAAGGAAAACAAAAGUGGUUUAAAGAUCAUUAAACUUACAGAUAGUAAUUUCUUACGAAUUCUUGAAAAUUCCAUCCGACUUGGCUUACCUGUCUUACUGGAAGAGCUCAAAGAAACCUUGGAUCCAUCUCUAGAACCUAUUCUUUUGAAACAAACUUUCAUCAGUGGUGGACGAGUACUCAUUCGCCUUGGAGACUCAGAUAUUGAUUAUGACAGAAACUUCAGGUUCUAUAUGACAACCAAGAUGCCAAAUCCUCACUAUCUGCCUGAGGUGUGUAUUAAAGUUACCAUCAUCAAUUUCACUGUAACCAAAUCAGGUCUGGAGGAUCAGUUGUUAAGUGAUGUAGUUCGACUUGAAAGACCCGAAUUGGAACAUCAGAGAGUGCAGCUUAUUGUAAGGAUCAACAGUGAUAAAAACCAGUUAAAGUCUAUUGAAGACAAGAUCUUAAGAAUGCUCUUCACAUCUGAAGGAAAUAUUCUCGACAAUGAAGAACUUAUUGAUGCACUCCAGGACUCAAAGAUCACUUCCGGUGCCAUUAAAACCAGACUGAAAGAAGMAGAGUCCACUGAGCUGAUGAUCAAUGCUGCUCGUGAGAAGUAUCGUCCAGUAGCCACUCGAGGCUCUGUUAUGUACUUUGUUAUUGCAAGUCUCUCGGAAAUAGAUCCUAUGUAUCAGUAUUCAUUAAAAUAUUUUAAGCAGUUGUUCAAUACAACAAUAGAAACUUCUGUGAAGACAGAUGAUCUACAGCAUCGCCUGAAAAUACUACUGGAACAAACUCUCCUAACUGCUUAUGUCAAUGUUUCAAGAGGACUUUUUGAACAACAUAAGCUCAUCUAUAGCUUUAUGCUCUGUGUUGAGAUCAUGCGUCAGCAAGAAUUGCUAACUGAAGCUGAAUGGAAUUUCUUUCUCCGAGGUUCUGCAGGACUGGAAAAGGAUCGCCCUCCUAAGCCUGAAGUUCCCUGGUUAUCUACUGCCAUGUGGUUUGCAUGCUGUGACUUAGAAGAGUCAUUUCCAGUUUUUCAAGGAAUUACACGAUAUAUAUUUUUGCGACCUAUUUCCAUAUGCUUGGGAUCUUUUAAGACUUAUAUUAACUCAAGCCAGUUGGAAGACUAUUUUGAAUUUCAAAAAGAAGACCAAUCCAUGAGAGAAAAGGAGGCCAUACUCCUGGAAUAUUGGCUCUCAGAAUUGAGUUCUUUCCACAAACUAAUUCUUAUUAAAUGUUGCAAAGAAGAAAAGGUGGUUUUUGCUCUUACAGAAUUUGUGAUAGAAAAUCUUGGAAAACAGUUUAUAGAGCCACCACCUGUGGACCUGCCUACCCUAUACCAAGACAUGUCAUAUAACACCCCCCUGGUGUUCAUCUUAAGCACAGGCUCAGAUCCCAUGGGUGCAUUUCAGAGGUUCGCCCGGGAUAGCGGAUAUUCAGAACGAGUGCAGUCAAUUUCACUAGGACAAGGACAAGGACCCAUUGCUGAGAAAAUGAUCAAGGAUGCAAUGAAAUCAGGAAACUGGGUAUUUUUGCAAAACUGCCAUCUUGCUGUUUCUUGGAUGUUAGCCAUGGAAGAGCUAAUUAAAUCCUUCAUAGAUCCAACUCAUGUUAUCAAGGACACUUUUCGACUUUUUCUAAGCUCUAUGCCUAGUACUACAUUUCCUGUUACAGUUCUUCAGAAUUCUGUCAAGGUGACCAAUGAGCCUCCCAAAGGGUUACGUGCAAAUAUCAGGCGAGCGUUUACUGAAAUGACACCUUCAUUUUUUGAAGAAAAUAUCCUUGGAAGAAAAUGGAGACAAAUGAUAUUUGGCCUUUGUUUCUUUCAUGCAAUUAUUCAGGAGAGAAAGAAGUUUGGGCCCCUUGGAUGGAAUAUAUGCUAUGAAUUUAAUGACAGUGAUAGAGAAUGUGCUCUACUGAACCUCAACCUUUACUGCCAAGAUGGAAAGAUUCCCUGGGAUGCACUGAUUUACAUUACUGGUGAAAUUACAUAUGGCGGUAGAGUUACAGACACAUGGGAUCAAAGAUGCCUUCGUACUGUCUUGAAAAGAUUUUUUUCUCCAGAAACAUUACAAGAUAGUUAUCAAUAUUCUGAAUCAGGCAUAUACUUUGCACCCUUGGCUGAUAACUUACAAGAAUUUAAGGAUUACAUUGAAAAUCUGCCUUUAAUAGAUGACCCAGAAAUUUUUGGAAUGCAUGAAAAUGCCAACCUGGCUUACCAGUACAAAGAAACCAACACUUUAAUCAAUACCAUACUUGAUGUUCAGCCAAGAUCAUCUGCUGGUGGACAAGGAAAAAGCAAUGAUGAAAUUGUCCAAGAGCUUGUUUCUUCUGUCUGGACCAGAGUUCCAGAAACACUGGAAAUGGAGGGUGCUUCUGAGAGCCUUUUCGUUAAAGAUCAUCAAGGACGCCUGAACUCCUUAACCACCGUUCUUUGCCAGGAAGUGGACCGGUUUAACAAUCUACUAAAGUUAAUACAUACUUCCCUAGAUACACUCAACAAAGCCAUUGCUGGAUUAGUGGUGAUGUCUGAAGAAAUGGAAAAGGUGUACAACAGUUUCCUUAACAAUCAGGUUCCUUCUCUGUGGUCCAACACAGCAUAUCCAUCCCUGAAGCCACUAGGAUCAUGGGUCAAAGACCUUAUUCUGAGGAUUGCAUUUAUGGAUUUGUGGCUCAGAAGAGGACAGCCCAAAUCCUUCUGGAUCUCUGGUUUCUUCUUUCCUCAAGGAUUUCUAACAGGAACUCUUCAAAACCAUGCUCGGAAAUACAAUUUGCCUAUAGAUGAGCUGAGUUUCAAGUACAAUAUUAUUCCUUCCUACCGAGAUCAGGCUGCAGUAAUAGAAGCUGCCAAGACGAUACAGUUUGGACACGAACUGCCCAUGGACCUAGAGUUGCCUUCUCCUGAGGAUGGUGUUCUUGUUCAUGGGAUGUUCAUGGAUGCUUCUCGAUGGGAUGAUGAGGUGAUGAUUAUAGAAGACGCCUUGCCUGGACAGAUGAAUCCAAUGCUGCCUGUUGUGCAUUUUGAACCACAACAAAACUAUGAGCCAGACCCAACACUUUACCACUCCCCACUCUAUAAAACAGGGGCCCGGGCAGGAACACUUUCGACUACAGGCCAUUCAACCAACUUUGUGGUGACUAUCCUUUUACCCUCCAAUCGGUCCAAAGACUACUGGAUUGCUAAGGGAUCAGCUUUGCUCUGCCAACUGAAUGAGUGAACAAAUAACACAUUAGUCC
Molecule: messenger RNA, 12493 nt
Organism: Urocitellus parryii (Arctic ground squirrel)
Lineage: Eukaryota; Metazoa; Chordata; Mammalia; Rodentia; Sciuridae
Gene: Dnah6
Product: dynein axonemal heavy chain 6
Biological process (GO): microtubule-based movement
Cellular component (GO): dynein complex
Molecular function (GO): minus-end-directed microtubule motor activity; dynein light intermediate chain binding; ATP hydrolysis activity
Source: RefSeq, a predicted model, not a curated record